GUUGAGAUGAGGAGGUCCUGCCCCCACUCAGUCCUCCACAUACAGCCCAGGGGAUGAGGAUCAUUUUUGUUCUGAUUUUCUCCUGAAUCCUGACCACCCCAGGGACCCUCCACAGGACCUGUUCUCCCUCCUGAUGGGUCUGUUGGUCUCUCUUCCUGGAGGGAUUCCGGACAUGGACUGGGUCCUGCUUCUGCUGCUGCCAACAGCAUGCCUGCAAGCUGGGAACCCAGCAGGAUCCAACAGAGAAAAGCUUUAUGGAUUUGGUCAGCCAAUGCGCAUCUCUGGAGUCCAGGGCGGCUCCAUCGAGAUCCCCUUCUUCUUCUAUUUCCCCUGGGAGUUGGCAAAGGAUCCACAGAUGAGGAUUCUCUGGAGAUGGAAGAACUACCAUGGAGAAUUUAUCUACAACUCCUCCUCGGGUUUCAUCCAUGAGCAUUUCAAGGGCCGGCUCAUCCUGAACUGGACACAGCCUCAGACAUCCGGAGUCCUCAGAAUCCUGGACUUGAAGGAGAAGGACCAGACAGUGUACUUCUGCCGAGUUCAUCUGAAAACAAAAGAACGCAUGGAGAGUUUUCAGUCGAUCAAUGGGACCCAACUCACCUUCACUCCUGCAGUCAGAACCAUCACGAAGAGCCCCUCCAUCAUCACCUCUGCAGUCACCACGGCUGGACUGGAGGACACAGAGGGCCAGAGGAAUCCUUCUCUUGUGAGCCUGGGAGCCACGGUCGGGGUGGUGGUGGCCACGGCUGUGCUCAUAACCCCCGUCUAUGUGAUGCUGAUCUUCCUCUGGUGGAAGAAAAGGCCAGCAGACUAAAGCUGAAACCCAGCCAGGUGAGCAGCUGUCAUCCCAAGGAGCAGGCACAGCAUUGUCUGUUCGUCCCCAGUUAACAGAACUCCAGGGACCAGCAUCGCUCACCAGGGUGGUGAGUUCCCAUCAAAGUAGGGAUUGGUGGCUACACAACCUGUGUCUCUAGCCCUUCCCUGACCACGGCCUGGGAAUCAGAGAGCAUGGCUGCAGGCCUGUGUUGUGAAACAUCUGUCCAUGGACAAGUACAAGAAGAGAUCCCCACUCCUGCCAUGUGCGCUCUGACUUCCUUUCCUCAGAACCCAGGUCAAUCUUUCUGUCUUUUGUCCUGGGAUCCCAACUGUACUGUUUCCUAUCUGUCCAUGGA
Messenger RNA from Chionomys nivalis (European snow vole), 1169 nucleotides. Its product is annotated as paired immunoglobulin-like type 2 receptor beta. The coding region runs from base 134 to 811 and encodes 225 amino acids. Lineage: Eukaryota; Metazoa; Chordata; Mammalia; Rodentia; Cricetidae. Gene Ontology annotation, molecular function: MHC class I protein binding. The record is from RefSeq and is a predicted model, not a curated record. The transcript is spliced from 5 exons.